This is a messenger RNA of Papilio polytes (common Mormon), 2454 nucleotides long. It is a transcript of the gene Yod1, whose product is annotated as ubiquitin thioesterase OTU1. Gene Ontology annotation, molecular function: cysteine-type deubiquitinase activity; protein binding. Gene Ontology annotation, biological process: endoplasmic reticulum unfolded protein response; protein deubiquitination. Bases 166 to 1095 code for a protein of 309 amino acids. NCBI's taxonomy places the organism in Eukaryota, Metazoa, Arthropoda, Insecta, Lepidoptera, Papilionidae. The transcript has 4 exons. Gene Ontology annotation, cellular component: nucleus; cytosol. The record is from RefSeq and is a predicted model, not a curated record.
UCUCAAUCUGUCAGUGUCACGAUUUUACAAACCCAUUUGUGUCACGUCGAAAAAGUUCAUACGUAAUGUUAUUUAUUUAUGUGAUUUCCUUUUUGUUGCAAACUUUCUGACGAAUAGCCACAUUCUUGAAAUCUAACAGUGACAAAUCAAUUUCACAUAACACAAAUGGCUGCGAUAGCUUUAAAGAUUAAAAAUAAGGAUGGACAGCAUGUUUUAAAAGAUUUGACCUCUGAAAGUACAGUGGGCGAAUUGAAAAUAUUUCUUUCUAGUUUAUCAGACGUUGGUAUAGAAAGAAUUCACGUGUUAUUUGGUUAUCCACCGAAGCCUCUCGACAUUAGUAAUGACAACAAAAAGUUAAAUGAAAUCGGUUUAAAAACUGGUGAAACUUUAAUAUUGGAAGAAAAACAAGCUCAAGAAAAUACGCAGAAAAAUGAACCACAGAAGCCUGUAGAAAACGGUGUAGUAUCUCACGAGACUAUAGGAUCGUGUAGACCUGGAAUUCUAAUGAAAAAAGUAGUCCCUCCAGAUAACUCUUGUUUAUUUACUAGUAUAGGUUUUGUACUAAAUGGUAAUGUGGAUACUAGUGUCCAUAGUUUAAUGAGACAGAUUAUUGCUAUGGAAGUGGCGAGCGAUCGUGAGACUUACAAUGAAGGAGUGCUUGGUCAGCCGAAUGCAGAUUAUUGUGCCUGGAUUCAGCAGCCAAGUUCCUGGGGCGGUGCUAUAGAGGUUGCUAUAUUAUCUCGUUUCUAUGGUAUUGAAAUGGCGGUUGUGGAUACAUUAAAUGCAAUUAUUAAUAGAUUUGGUGAGGAUAAGAAUUAUGGGCAGAGAGUGUUUCUGUUGUUUGAUGGAGUUCACUAUGACCCUCUCUAUUUGGAGCAGUCUGAUGGUGGUCUACAAACGAUAUUUCCUUCUGAGGACAUGGAAAUUUACAGAGAGGCGGAACAAUUAGCACAUGAGGCUAAAUCCUCGCGUCAAUUUACUGACCUUAAUAAAUUCACGCUUAAAUGCCUUGUCUGCAAUAAGUUCCUCACGGGGCAGGCGGAGGCGCAGCGCCACGCUAAAGAAACUAAACACACUAACUUUGGAGAAUUCUAGCAUCAUUGGGCUCAAUGUAGAUUAUUAAUUUUAUAACUGGCAACUUUAAAUGUCUAUGGUCGAAAGUCACAAAUUUGACAGUUAAAAAUGAAUUUUAACGGCUCCAACGUAGACUGUCGUAAGUUUAAUUUUGCGAUUCACACCUUGUUUUAUGUUUUGUAAAGUGAGUACUAAUUUCAAAUUGUUAGAAAAAACUGUAGAUUUUAGCUGUCUCUAUGUUGUAUAUUUGAUAUGUUGUAAUUAAUCGUAUUAAUGCUUUGUAAAAUCUCCGUUUCAAACAUACGAUAAUUUACAUAGGAGCCGUCUAUUUGUUAUUACUGUUCUUAUUGAUUUUGUUAUAGCGUGGAAAUAUAAAUUUGUUUAGCACAUAUCUCGAAAUUAUUGUAUAUUAUUAAAUUAAAUAAAAUCUAUAUUUCUAUUUGACAAAAAUCUCUUAUUGACAUAGGUAUAGUGGUACAAACUUAUCUCACUUGGUGUGGCGCUGUUAUCGCGGUUAGUUUUAUCAAAAAAAUAUCUUGGCAAACAAAGUAAAAACAUGUUACAAUGGCUAUUUUAGUAUUUCUGCCCACUAGGCCAGAUACAUUUGACGAACUGUACGUAAUUGUCAUAAACCAUGCUAUUGGGAGCGAAUAAUAGUGAUUUAACUAUUUUAAAAAUCAAUAAAUUUGUCAUUUGUUUUAUAGUGUUAUAAAUUACUUUGAAAUUGUUUUUCCGUCCUGAGUUUCUUUGUCUUUUUAGUACUAAAUCACAAUAAACCCAAUUUAUAUUUAAAAUGAAUGUUAGUGCCCUUUUGAUUUUAUUAGGAAGGAAGUGUGUUCAAUUUUACGGUAAAUUCUAAAAAUAGACAGUUUUAAAUUUGCCAAGAAGCAUAUACAUUAGAACCUCGGGAAAUAAAAACCUGUAUAACUUCAAAAAAUAAUAUGUUCCCUUCCUAUCAGAGCCCAAAACCUCUAUAACAUGGACCCUUGAUAACUUAAAAUAUUUUGUGUUCCCCUUGGACUUUAACUUAUCGAGGUUCUGCUGUAUAAUUAACACAUUAAAUGCCAUCGAACGGUUUUACGAGAGCUUACGUAUGGCAUUGAAUGUGUUUGGAAGAAUUAUUUUAUUACUAGUUAGAAAUGCUAGUUUAGCUUUUUCAUGCAUCACUGCCAUUAAUAUUAAAAACGAUUGACACAAGACUAAUAUCACAAACAUGUUGCCUUAGAAUAAUUGUUAAUAAAAUCUAUUAAAAAGUUUGGGAAAAAUGGGUAGUUUUGACAAUUUGUGUGAUCGCCAUUUCUCCAAGACCAGGAUAAAAAUGAUUUAUUUAUAGAGGAUUACCGAUUUUUACCAUAAUAAAUAUUUCACGAACCAAAGUAA